Messenger RNA from Solea solea (common sole), 991 nucleotides. Its product is annotated as transcription factor E2F6-like. Gene Ontology annotation, cellular component: RNA polymerase II transcription regulator complex. The record is from RefSeq and is a predicted model, not a curated record. The transcript is spliced from 8 exons. Gene Ontology annotation, biological process: regulation of transcription by RNA polymerase II. NCBI's taxonomy places the organism in Eukaryota, Metazoa, Chordata, Actinopteri, Pleuronectiformes, Soleidae. The coding region runs from base 258 to 836 and encodes 192 amino acids. Gene Ontology annotation, molecular function: DNA-binding transcription factor activity, RNA polymerase II-specific; RNA polymerase II cis-regulatory region sequence-specific DNA binding; protein dimerization activity.
ACGACGACGACGACGACGAGCAGCAGGAGGAGGAGGAGCAGCAGCAGCAGCAGCAGGAGGAGGAGGAGGAGGCCAACAGCAGCAACAUCCAUGAUGAUGAUGAUGAUGAUGAAAACGAUGCUGCAGUGGAGCUCCAUCAUCAGGAGUCGAGUCCCAAGAAAAGUUCAAGGAGGAAAAGGAAGAGUGUUGACGAGAAUCAGACGUCAGAGACGAUUCAGAAGAAACAAAGAAACAAAUCAGUCCCUAAGAAGUCACUGAUGCAGCGUUUCCUGCAGCUGUUACAGACGGCACCGGGCGGGUGUCUGAACCUCCGGCGCGCGGCUGAACUUCUGGGCUGUCGAAACCAGCGUCUCAACGAGUUCAGGAACGUCAUGUACGGCCUCAACCUCAUCGAGUCGGACUCCACCGCCAUCACGUGGAUAAGCCAGUGUCCCGUCAUCAGCUUCCUCAUGAGGUACGAGACGUUCCAGGAGGAGCUGCAGCUGCGGGAGGAGACGCUGGACGCGCUCAUCAGAAGCUGCAGCAAGCAGCUUUUCACCGUCACUGACGACCGGGAGAACGCAGCGAUGGCGUACGUCACUCACGGCGACAUCGGCCGAAUCCCGACUUUCCGGGAUCAGACGGUGAUUGUCGUCAAAGCUCCGGACGGAACCACACUGAAGGUUCCUGAACCUGAAGAGGACAGGAUCCAGGUCCACCUGAAGGGGGCGGGUCCCAUCACAGCGCUGACCUGUGACCUCAGGACUGAAGACACAAGCGUCUUUGUCUCACUGGAGGAAAGUCCGAUGAAGACGAUGAAGACCGAAUCUUCAGGUUCACAGAGUGUGUGCAGCUGACCACCAGGAGGCGCCACCUGUCCUCAGGUGUGUGGGAGGAAGAUUUAUAAAUAUGUAUAUAAAUAAAUGAACGUUCUGCAGAGACACAAAGAGCUGCUACAAAGUUUUUGUUUUAAGUGUAUUUUCAAACCUCAAAUAAACUUUUACUAAAUUCA